UAGCCUACUUUCAGUUGGAUUGAAAUUGCUGGAGAGGACUGCCGAUAUUUCAAAUAGCCAACACUUGGUUAGAUGCUGACUGAGAACACUUCCCGUUGAACAUUUGAUUUGAUUAAAUAUGAAGCCUAUGGCUGACAUGAAUUGUACUUUUGAUCAACAUGGGGACCCAAAUGGAGAUAGAUUACUGCUCCAGGUGCUGUGGGAUGAUCUGCGAUCGCGACGGGAGUUCCUCACGUCACCUUAUCUGCCCGCAUGCUUUGCUUUCCUCAUCCACAUUCUCCUCUGCUCACCUUUUCUGGUAUUUGAAGCGUUGGGAUGUUUGUGGCCACGGAUACAUUUCUACAGGAUCUCUAGGAACGCUGAACCGUUGGGGUUGUGUUUGCAGCGAUGGGUUGACUGUUUUUGGAGGAUUUUUAUCAAAUACCUGACAACUAUUCUCCCGGCCAGCGCGCUUUACCAACGCGUUCGGAAUCCAAUAUUUCCAGAACUUGCGCCAUCCUGGAGAGUGCUCAUAGCGGAGGUUAUCGUGUGCCUACUUCUAUUCGAUGCGCUGUUCUUCAUCUGGCAUUAUUCCAUGCAUCGGGUUCCUUGGCUGUAUCGGAUGGUCCAUCAGGCUCACCACCAGAACCGGAUUACCUUUGCCCUGAUUGCCCAGGAUGCCAGCCCGGCUGAGCUCCUCUCCCUGCAGGUGCUGGCCCUGACCAGUGCCUGGGUGGUGGGCUGCCACCCUUUGAGCGAGGCCCUGUUCCACCUGCUCAACACCUGGCUGGCCGUAGAGGACCACUGUGGUUAUGACCUGCCCUGGGCCCUCCAUAGACUGCUGCCCUGUUUCGGAGGGGCCCCCUUCCACCAGGCACACCACCACGUCUACAGGGGGAACUACGCCCCCUACUUCAGGCACUGGGACUGGCUUUGUGGGACCUACCUGAGGGUAAGGGAGGAGGCUGGAAGGAAACAUGGAGGGAGGACAAUGAGGAGGAGGAGGAGGAGGAGAAAAAGCCUGGUAUCUGACGGUGUAUGUGCGGGGCAUGCGUGUGUUAAAAUUUAUGCAAGCAAUGAAGCAAUCAAAUAACUGACAGGUCAGUUUUCACUCUCAAAAUUACUUUUUUUUAUACAACAAGCAAUUUUGUUGUUUUUCUAAGUACAACAAAGCUUAAAUCACAUCAGGAGACCACUUUUGAGGUGUGGGGAAGAAAAUAAAACUAUAUAUUUUGCAGGUUUUAGUUCCCCUUUUAAUUUCAAUUGAGCACAUCAAGAGACUGGUUUUUGGCUGGCAGUGUUUCUGUACUGCAUGUGCAAUAGCAGAGUUUGCAAAACAAAAUACCACCCGAUUUGAUACAAUUCAUUCUACCAGGUAAGCCUACUUUGCAGUUAACAUUUAAUUUGGAAAGUUUACUGGAAGGCCUUUAGAAAUUACUGUUUCGGCAAUGUUAACUGACUUGCCUAGUUAAAGUUUAAAUGUAAAAAAAUAUAUUAAAAAAAUUAACUGGCUGCACAAAGUGGUAGACACAGGCAUUCCCAUGCCAUUGCAUCUUCAGAAAGUUGCAAUAAAUACAAAUCACAGAUGCAUUCUUUAAUAUUCUUUACAUGUAGGCUUUGGAUUGAACAAAUCUGUGCUUGCUUUUUCCUCUAGGGCACUUAAAUUUUCUUUUUAAAUGUAACAUUUAUUUAACUAGGCACGUCUGUUAAGAACAAAUUCUUAUUUACAAUGACGGCCAAACCCGGACGACGCUGGGCCAGUUGUGUGCCGCCCUAUGGGACUCCCAAUCCCCUGGCCAGUUGUGAUACAGCCUGGAUACAACUUGGUAACAACAGCCACACAGUGAAGCCUCAUCUAGCUCUCUCAGUCUCACGUCAGAAUUAGACGUUCAUCCAUGUUUCUCAAACAUAACAGUUUGAAGUUGUUGCAAAUUUCAAAGUGUUUAAGGUUAAGUUUAUGCAUUAACUCCGAAAUCUUAAAGUUAGGCCUUAACUCGGUGGUUAAGGUUUGGGAUAGGCAUAAAACAAAAAUCUCAAAAACAACUUUCUGUUGCUGGAUUCGAAAUUGCAGAAUCAGAGACAGAAUCAGAUGCUUGUCGUGGAAAUAAGUCACUCUGGGUUCAUUCUUUUGUUAUCUGCACGUGGGUGAUGUCUUCACCCCUCCCUGGCUUAGUUUCCCAGAUGCAAGGAUGAUUUAGAGACAAUGAAGAAUUAUUCUAAACUCCUGGUUACACCAACCACAUAUUUUGUAUGUAAUGCAGUCUUUAACUAAUUUGUCAGCUCAAGCCGUCUCUGGUGACCAUAUGCCCAGAUUAGCUGCAGGGAAUUAGUGGAGACCAUAAAAACACAGACACUAACAGGACAGAAAUAUCCUCCUAUUUGUUAAGUAUUAAUUGCUAACUAUUAACAUCAAACAAAUCAGCUAAACAUGCAAUUUUUCUAUCACAGGCUUUUGAGACAAUAAUAAGAAUAAUGCAUUUUAUUUGGAAGAUGCCUUUCAGGACACCUUACAAAAAAUCUAGUGCUGUACAUAAAAUCAAUUCCAUUCAUGAAUUCAAAUGAAUUUGAAUUAUGCUUCAUUAUUUACAGCUUAUCAAUUUCAAAAUAAUGGACGGGUUCUGGCACGUGCCACUUCACACUGAUACCAUGUGCAGGAAACGGUAGCUUAUCACUGUCGGCUAGGCUACACUGUGUAGGCUACUCAGCGUUAGCUAGCUAGUUAGCCAAGACUUGGCUAGCAAAAACAAGUAAAAUGGCCAAACAAAGCUCACUGUUAAACUUGUUCAAGAGACCUUGUAUAAAAGAGGAUGUUGGACCAUUUGCCAAGUUGUUUGAUAUCAUAGAUUUUGCCAUGAAUGGCCUCCAAUAAAAUGUGUGUGUGUGUGUGUGUGUGUUUUGUAAAUUCCGGGUGCUUAUGUGUUGAUUCAUAUGGGACUUAGGUAUGGCAGCGAACUCAAUAUGUGAUGAGCAUAGAUGUAAAGAGACAAUGCUGGUCCUUUGGCUAAAUUGGCAUGUUUGUAAUAGACUGUUAAUAGCUUGUUAUAAUCACUCUUAUAGUCAGGCUAUUUAUUCUACUGUCACUACUAGCCCAGCUAGCACAUAACGUUCUGAUAACCAUAUGUUUCUUAGAGCUUCGUAAGAGCGUUUUUUUCCUCUGAUUAUUUUCAGGGGUGAAAGUAAGGCGCUAUGGUCCGGUGCCAAAUAUAUAGUGUGGGUACACUGUACCGGUAACACAUGAGCCUAUCAAAAAUAAUUAAAACAAAAUGUCAAGAAAACUGUAGGCUAUUACACCACUUUUUAUCAUUACUGCAUGUUAGAGGCAUGAAAAAUGAGCGAGUGGUGCUGUAGAAAAAAACUGUUAAGCAUUCACCCAGGGUUUAUUCAAUAGUGACCUGCGCAGGGGAGACCUUUUCUGGAUGCAGCCAGCAUUGGACUCUUAGACAUGAUACAUUUGUGAUAUUUAAGCAUAUUACCCAGCAUCCUUUUCUGCAUUUGAAGUUUUGAAUUAUAAUACGUUGUUCCUCAUAUUUAGCUUAUUCAAAUGUUUUGAUGUUCAUUUUCCAACUGAAUAAUGUUGUACUUUUAAUUAUACGUUACACAUUUGUCAAGGUGUGUGCGUACUGGUAGCGAAGUCAGGUGCAGGAGAGCUGUCACGUCCUGACCAGUAAAAGGGGUUAUUUGUCAUUGUAGUUUGGUCAGGGGGUGUUUGUUUUGUGUGUUUUGGUGUUUUUGGUUUAGGUUCUGUUUUCUAUUUCUAUGUUUAAAUCUAGUUUUCUAUUUCUAUGUUGGGUUUUUGGUAGGAUCUCCAGUUAGAGGCAGCUGUUUGUCGUUGUCUCUAAUUGGAGGCCAUAUUUAGUUGAAUUUUGUUUCACUUGUAUUUUGUGGGUGGUUAUUUCCUGUAUAGUCUGUGCACCUUAUGGGACUGUUUCGUCGUUUGUUUCUUUUGUUUAAGUGUUAUUUCCAAUUAAUUAAGAAGAUGAGCACUUUACCCACUGCGCCUUGGUCCAAUCCUUACGACGCCUAUGACAAGAGCAAAGAUUUGUGAACAGGCGCACACUUUGAGGCAAAAGUCACAAGAAUUAUGUUUAACAAUAAACAUCUUCGUGAAAAAACAAACCAGUCUGGAGCGUCAACAACACACACGUAUCACAAACAAUCUUACACAAAGACAUGAGGGGAAACAGAGGAAUAAAUACAUGUAGUGUGAUUGGGGAAUGAAAACCAGGUGUGCAGGGAACAAGACAAAACAAAUGGAUACAUGAAAAAUGGAGCGGCGAUGGCUAGAAAGCCGGUGACGUGGACCGCCAAACGCCGCCCGAACAAGGAGAAGAGCCGACUUCGGCGGAAGUCGUGACAACAUUACACAUUUUUUGUAUGUUAAUGUUUUACUGUAAUGUGAACAACUGGUCACAGUUGUCAAAAGUGUUACUUGUAAAUGGCAACUCCAGCCACAACUAUUUGUAAAUAACUGUUGUAACAUUGGCUGAGAAGAUGCUUUGGUCAAUCAAGGUAACCUUUUCAUGGCUAAUUACAAUAGUCAAUGUGGUUAAUGAUUAGGUCUAUUUGUAAAAGUAUGCUUGGAAGAUAUUAUAAAUACACUUUAUUUGUAAAGAAAAUACAAAUGACCAUCAUCCUCUAGUGGCCUCAUGGGUGGAAUGUUAUUCAUAUUUUUCAUAUUUUUCUUUUUUUUCCAUUUUUUUUCCCGGUGUUUCUAUUUAAAACGGUUCUGUUAUAUUUCAAUCUGCUGUGAUGCUGUGAUGUAAAUAAAGUGUAAUAUUGGGAUGCAACCUCAAAAUGUAAUACAUUUAACGCUAUAUCUGACAUGGUGCAGGUUUAUUAAGCCCAUACCCAUGUGUGUGAGGUGUAUACUUUUGUUUCAAAGUAGAUUUGUGUAAUACUACCAAGAAACACUCUUUGUGACCUUGAUUUAGCCAACUGCAGUAAAAGGUUAUUAAUUGAUCAUGCUAGUAUACUAAUAAUACAAUGAGUUUGAUUGGCAGUGAUGUAAAGUACUUAAGUAAAAAUACUUAAAAGUACUAUGUAAGUCGCUUUUGGGGGUAUAUGUACUUUCCUAAACUAUUUAUAUUUUUAACAACUUUUACUCCACUACAUUCCUAAAGAAAAUAUGUACUUUUUACUCCCAUACAUUUCCCAUGUGGCUCAGUUGGUAGAGCAUGGUGUUUGCAACGCCAGCAUGGCGUGUGCAACGCCAGGGUUGUGGGUUCGAUUCCCACAGGGGGCCAGUACAAAAAAGUAUGAAAUGUAUGUAUUCACUACUGUAAGUCGCUCUGGAUAAGAGUGUCUGCUAAAUUACUAAAAAUGUAAAUCAAAAAGUACUUGUUCAAAGAAUCAGGAAGGACAGAAUUGUGGUCCAAUUCACACACCUAUCAAUAUCACGCAUUGUCAUCCCCACUGCCUUUGAUCUGGCUGAGUCACUAAACACAAAUACUGAGUUUGUAAAUAAUGUUGGAGUGUGCCCCUGUCUGUACAUUAAAAAAAACACAACAUC
This is a messenger RNA of Salmo salar (Atlantic salmon), 5488 nucleotides long. RefSeq names its product cholesterol 25-hydroxylase-like protein. NCBI's taxonomy places the organism in Eukaryota, Metazoa, Chordata, Actinopteri, Salmoniformes, Salmonidae. Gene Ontology annotation, molecular function: iron ion binding; oxidoreductase activity. Gene Ontology annotation, biological process: lipid biosynthetic process. The record is from RefSeq and is a predicted model, not a curated record.